UCGGCAGCACCCCCAGCAAAUGCUCCAGCCACAGGCUUCCUGCAGGAUCCGGAGCUGCCCACCCGGCAGGUGUACAGAUCAACAGGGGUGCCUGACCCCAACACCUUCGGUGCCCAGCCCCAGCCGCAGUCCGGUGGAGAAGAGACAGGUAUCCCUCAACUGGCAGCCACUGACUUUGCAGGAGGCCCGAGCUCUGCUGAGGCAAAGGCGGCCCCGAGGGCCUUGGGCCCGGGCAUUGCUGAAAAGAAGGCCCCCACAUCGCGCCCCUGCCGGCCAGGCCCGGGUUCUAUGUCCCUUGAUCUGUCACAACGGUGGUGUGUGUGUGAAGCCUGACCGCUGCCUUUGCCCCCCGGACUUCGCUGGCAAAUUCUGCCAAUUGCAUUCUUCGGGGGCCCGGCCCCCGGCCCCAGCCGUGCCGGGCCUUACCCGUUCGGUUUACACAAUGCCACUAGCCAAUCACCGCGAUGAUGAACACGGCGUAGCAUCGAUGGUGAGUGUGCACGUGGAGCACCCUCAGGAGGCAUCGGUGGUGGUGCACCAGGUGGAACGUGUGUCUGGCCCCUGGGAGGAGGCGAACUCUGAAGCCCUAGCCAGGGCUGAAGCGGCAGCACGGGCCGAGGCGGCGGCGCCCUACACAGUGCUGGCACAGAGCGCGCCACGCGAGGACGGCUACUCAGACGCCUCCGGCUUUGGUUACUGUUUCAGGGAACUGCGCGGAAGCGAAUGUGCAUCGCCGCUGCCGGGACUCCGGACGCAGGAAGUAUGCUGCCGAGGGGAGGGCUUGGCCUGGGGUGUUCAUGAUUGUCACCCGUGCGCGGAACACUUGGGGAACUCCAACCGAGUGAAUGGCCCAAAUGGGCCUUGUCCAACCGGAUUCGAAAGAGUUAAUGGGUCCUGUGUAGAUGUGGAUGAGUGCGCCACAGGUGGGCGUUGCCAACACGGAGAGUGUGCCAACACUCGUGGCGGGUACACGUGUGUAUGUCCGGAUGGUUUCCUCCUAGACUCUUCCCGCAGCAGCUGCAUCUCCCAACACGUGAUCUCGGAGGCAAAGGGGCCCUGCUACCGAGUGCUCCAAGAUGGCGGAUGCUCGCUGCCCAUUCUUCGAAAUAUCACCAAACAGAUCUGCUGCUGUAGCCGCGUGGGCAAGGCGUGGGGCCGAGGCUGCCAGCUCUGUCCACCUUAUGGUUCAGAGGGUUUUCGGGAGAUCUGUCCAGCUGGCCCUGGUUACCACUAUUCAGCUUCUGACCUCCGCUACAACACCAGACCCCUAAACCCGGAUCCACCUCGAGUGACUUUCAAUCAGCCACGUGCUCCACCUGUCACCCUUAGGCCACCCACAGGCUUUCUGCCCACUCGUCGACCUGAGCCCCGUCCUGACCCUGGGCCACAGUCUGAACCCCGGCCUCGGCCUGAACCCCGGCCUCGGCCUGAACCCCAGCCUCGGCCUGAAUUUCCCCUGCCCAGCAUCCCUGCUUGGACCGGUCCAGAGAUUCCUGAAUCAGGUACCUCUUCCAGCAUGUGCCAGCGAAAUCCCCAGGUUUGUGGUCCUGGACGCUGCGUUUCUCGGCCAGGCGGCUACACCUGUGCCUGCGACCCAGGUUUCCGGCUCGGCCCCCAGGGCACUCGCUGUAUUGACGUAGAUGAAUGUCGCCGCGUCCCUACACCCUGUGCUCCUGGACGCUGCGAGAAUACACCAGGCAGCUUUCGCUGCGUGUGCGGCACCGGCUUCAGAGCAGGCCCACGGGCUACAGAGUGUUUGGAUGUGGACGAGUGCCGCCGAGUGCCGCCGCCGUGUGACCGCGGGCGCUGCGAGAACACACCAGGAAGUUUCCUAUGUGUGUGUCCCGCCGGGUACCAGGCAGCACCGCACGGAGCCAGCUGCCAGGAUGUCGAUGAAUGCACCCAGAGCCCAGGCCUCUGUGGCCGCGGGGCCUGCGAAAACCUGCCCGGCUCUUUCCGCUGUGUUUGCCCGGCUGGCUUCCGCGGCUCGGCGUGUGAAGAAGAUGUGGACGAAUGUGCCCAGCAGCCUCCGCCCUGCGGGCCAGGCCGCUGCGACAACACCUUGGGUUCAUUCCACUGUGCCUGUCCAGCUGGCUUCCGCUCCCGAGGGCCAGGGGCCCCCUGCCAAGAUGUGGACGAAUGUGCCCGGAGCCCCUCACCUUGUGCCUAUGGCCGCUGUGAAAACACGGAAGGGAGCUUCAAGUGUGUCUGCCCUACAGGCUUCCAACCCAACGCUGCGGGCUCCGAGUGCGAGGAUGUGGAUGAGUGUGAGAACCACUUGGCCUGUCCUGGGCAGGAGUGUGUGAACUCACCAGGCUCCUUCCAGUGCCGGGCCUGCCCUGUUGGCUACCACCUUCACCGUGGCAGAUGCACUGAUAUAAAUGAGUGUCUGGAAGGCGACUUCUGCUUCCCCCAUGGAGAGUGCCUCAACACCGACGGCUCCUUUACCUGUACCUGUGCCCCUGGCUAUCGGCCUGGACCUCGUGGAGCAUCUUGUCUGGACGUGGACGAGUGCAGUGAGGAGGAUCUUUGCCAGAGCGGCAUCUGUACCAACACUGACGGCUCCUUCGAAUGCAUCUGUCCUCCUGGACACCGUGCUGGCCCUGACCUUGCCUCCUGCCUUGACAUUGACGAGUGUCGUGAACGGGGACCUGCCCUGUGCGGGUCUCAGCGCUGUGAAAAUUCUCCUGGCUCCUACCGCUGUGUGCGGGACUGCGAUCCAGGUUACCACCCUGGCCCCGAGGGCACCUGUGAUGACGUGGACGAGUGCCGAGAAUAUGGCUCUGCGAUUUGCGGCGCCCAGCGCUGUGAGAACACCCCUGGCUCCUACCGAUGCACGCCAGCCUGCGACCCUGGCUAUCAACCUACUCCAGGGGGCGGGUGCCAGGAUGUGGAUGAGUGCCGGAACCGGUCUUUCUGCGGUGCCCAUGCUAUGUGCCAGAAUCUGCCUGGCUCCUUCCAGUGUGUCUGUGACCAAGGCUAUGAGGGGGCACGGGACGGGCGUCACUGCGUGGAUGUGAAUGAGUGUGAGACACUGCAGGGUGUCUGUGGCUCCGCACUGUGUGAAAAUGUUGAGGGCUCCUUCCUGUGUGUCUGCCCCACCAGCCCUGAGGAGUUCGAUCCCAUGACUGGACGCUGUGUUCCCCCUCGGACUCCUGCAGGCACGUUCCCAGGCUCGCAGCCCCAAGCACCUGGCAGCCCCAGUCUUCCAGCCAGGCCUCCCGCCCCUCCCCCACCUCGAAGACCCAGUCCUCCCAGGCAGGGUCCCGUGAGCAGUGGGCGUCGUGAGUGCUACUUUGACACGGCAGCUCCAGAUGCGUGUGACAAUAUCUUGGCUCGAAACGUGACGUGGCAGGAGUGCUGCUGUACUGUGGGAGAAGGCUGGGGCAGCGGAUGCCGCAUCCAGCAGUGCCCGGGCACGGAGACAGCUGAAUACCAGUCAUUGUGUCCUCACGGCCGGGGCUACCUAGUGCCCAGUGGAGACCUGAGUGCCCGGAGAGAUGUGGAUGAAUGCCAGCUCUUCCAGGACCAGGUGUGCAAGAGCGGAGUGUGUGUGAACACUGCCCCAGGCUACUCUUGCUAUUGCAACAACGGCUUCUACUAUCAUGCGCACAGGCUGGAAUGCGUUGAUAAUGACGAAUGUGCCGACGAGGAGCCCGCUUGUGAAGGUGGCCGCUGCGUGAACACCGUGGGCUCUUACCACUGUACCUGCGAGCCCCCACUGGUGCUGGACGGCUCCCGGCGACGCUGCGUCUCCAACGAGAGCCAGAGCCUUGAUGACAAUCUGGGAGUGUGCUGGCAGGAAGUCGGGCCUGAUCUCGUCUGCAGUCGCCCACGACUAGACCGGCAGGCCACCUACACAGAGUGCUGCUGUCUCUAUGGUGAAGCCUGGGGUAUGGACUGUGCUCUCUGUCCUGCCCAGGACUCAGAUGAUUUUGAGGCUCUUUGCAAUGUGCUGCGCCCACCUGCCUAUGGCCCGCCACGCCCGGGUGGCUUUGGACUUCCUUAUGAAUAUGGCCCAGAUAUAGGCCCACCUUAUCAGAGUCUCCCCUAUGGGCCAGAUCUGUAUCCACCACCUGUGCUACCCUAUGACCCCUACCCACCCCCACCUGGACCUUUUGCUCGCCGGGAGGCCCCUUAUGGUGCCCCGCCCUUCGAAAUGCCGGACUUUGAGGAUGAUGGUGACCCCUAUGGCGAGUCUGAGGCUCCUGACCCACCAAGCCGAGGCACUGGUUGGCCGUAUCGGUCCAGAGACACCCGUGGCUCCUUCCCAGAGCCUGAGGAAUCCUCUGAGCGUGGAAGCUAUACAGGAGCCUUGUCUGAGCCCUAUGAGGGCCUAGAGGCCGAGGAGUGUGGUAUCCUGGAUGGCUGCGCCCACGGCCGCUGUGUACGUGUUCCAGAAGGCUUCACCUGUGAUUGUUUCGACGGCUACCGCCUGGACAUCACCCGCAUGUCCUGCGUCGACAUCAACGAGUGUGACGAGGCUGAGGCAACCUCCCCACUCUGCGUCAAUGCGCGCUGUGUCAACACUGAUGGUUCCUUCCGCUGUGUUUGCCGUCCGGGAUUUGCACCCACGCACCAGCCACAUCACUGUGCGCCUGCUCGACCCCGGGCCUGAGCAGCUGCGUGCGCCUAGCCUCCCAUUAUAACUGAGCACUAGGAGCUUCCAGAGUGCACCUAGCCUCCCUCUAGUCUGCAUGUGUGUGAGGAUGUCAGACAGUCUCGAUGUAGGAUGGACAGACACAGAGGGGUGCCUUCUAUGGCACCAGUUCAUCAUGCCUAGCCCCUCCCACCAGUGCCCUGGGCCUGUCCUGGGUUCCCUGACACAUUUCUUGUCCUUUUAUACAAUUUUCAAUUAAACCACCUAUUUUGUAC
Rattus rattus (black rat) is the source of this 4875-nucleotide messenger RNA. RefSeq names its product latent transforming growth factor beta binding protein 4 (gene Ltbp4). Gene Ontology annotation, molecular function: calcium ion binding. The transcript has 31 exons. The record is from RefSeq and is a predicted model, not a curated record. The coding region runs from base 20 to 4618 and encodes 1532 amino acids. NCBI's taxonomy places the organism in Eukaryota, Metazoa, Chordata, Mammalia, Rodentia, Muridae.